AAAUAAAUAAUAAAAAAGUUAAAAUAAAUAAAUAAAUAAAUAAAUCAUCCCUUCCUACAGUGCUACCUAAUUACUCCAUAAACACUGUUUUAUCACUAAUUAAUUAUUGCGUUUUACCCUAACGGACUUGUUUGAAAGUUUGAACUCAUAAAGCAAAAACACCAACUGUAGAGAAAAAACCCAAUUCCCCUGUUUUCAUUUUUCCGCGCACUCCGAUUUUUUUUUUUUUUUCAAACACCUUCAUCCACUCUUCUUCUUCGGUCGUUGCGUCGAAGAAUCAGCUGUUUUCGUUGCGCGUUUUUUUGAUGUGCUUUCGUUUCACUAUACGGUCUGCCAAAAAGCGCAGCUGAUUGAAGGGAGCAGCUCGUGCGUGUGUGUGUAUUACUGGCGGAGGUCAGAAAUGGCGGAACCGAGUCGAAACGGCGGCGCCUCCGCGUUAUUUUCCGGCGUCGGGAUUCCGUCCGGGUUGAACCGGAUCAAGACUCGACCGGCUGAUGGGAAUUCGGGAGCUGAAGACGCCGAUCAGUUUAACGAGGGGUAUUCGAUUUCGGGAACUCAUAUGAAGCAGAAAUCCAAGGCUCUCAAUAAAGGACAGGCGAAAUUCGGGCAUUCUAAAGAAGGAUUUCGCAAAGGGAGGAAGAUAGCUCGGUGGUUAACUUCAUCCCUUUUUAAGGAUUCUGAUCAAUCAUUAGAAGAUUUCCCCUGUACACAGUCUAGUGCCUUGGAGCUCAACAGGCCUGGCAAGGAGGAGGACUGCGGAAGAAAAUUGCGCAGGAUGGGAAAGAAUUCAUCUGUAGAUUCAACAAAAAAUUCACCUACAUAUAAAGUGCCGAAAUGUGUAAAAAGUUUUUCACAUGAACUGGGUCCGAAAGGUGGUAUCCAAUCUGAUCAUCAUAGGGCUCACAGUUAUAAUGAUUUGAAGGAGCUCUUGGGGUCGCUUCGUUUGAAGUUCGAUGCUGCAAAAGAAGUUGUGGACAUAGAGCUUGGUUCUUUUUCGCGGGACAUGCUGCAAGUUUUGCAGAACGAUGAUUCCCUAACACGAAAUGAAUGCAAGAUGGCAGAGGGACUUUUUGAUCUUGCUCAACAAUGUAUUGACAUGACUUCUCUAGACUUCCGCAGGAAAUGUGAAACAAUCGUCCAAGAUUUGACAGUGAAAAGACAGACAUGUGAGGCUGGACUGCUGAAAUUAUUAUUCACACGAGUCCUAUUCAUAUUGACUCGGUGCACAAGAUUGCUGCAUUUUGAGAAGGACAGUGGGAUUGUGAAUGAGCAAUCAAUCGACAAGUUCAGAGAAUGUUUACAAAGGAUUCCUUCAGUGGACAUGAAUUGGGUUGUGAAAAAGGGGUUUGGAGAUUCUGAUGCAGGUUAUACUAAGAAGCAAAAAGGAGAUGUCAAGCAAAAGUUGCAGGGUAAAGAUCAUAGAGGUGCUCCUUCUCGGGCAACUGAAAGCAGGUCUAAGGAGUCUGCUCACGAGCAGCACACUGGAAUCAGAACGAGACACAUGUCUAUUGAGCAAACAAGAUCUCAAAAUGCAUCUACCGAUCUUUUAGAUAGCAAGCAGUUUCAUAUAAUUGAUGACAUAUUUCAGAUGGAAUCUAUGAACGGGGAUAAAGAGAACUAUUUGGAUGAUUCUACUUUAGUAAUUUGUCGGAUAUGUGAAGAACAAGUUCCUGCUGUUCAUUUGGAGCCACAUUCUUAUAUAUGUGCUUUUGCAGAUAAAUGUGUUUCAAAACAUUUAGAUGUGAAUGAAAGUCUCCUUAAACUUGCAGAGUUACUGGAACACCUGUUAGAGUUGCUCAGUUCAAGCAGUCAUGAAACUUACGUAAACCCUGAAAUUUUGAGGGUACGGACCACUGAUUCUACACUAACUACAGAAAGUUGUUCACCUAAAUGUAGUGAGUGGAGGAGUAAAGGGAUGGAUGGAAUGCUGGAGGAUCUCCAUGAGAUGGAUACUGCAUGCAUUGAAGAUUCCCCUCUUGCAAACUUGAUGAACUUGAAAAGUCAUUUGCUAACAAAAGUAAACCAAUAUGGCUCACCAUCCACCUCUAAUGGAAGCAUGACAUCAACAUCAUCCACAAAUAGUCCUCGUGCAGGAAAUUUCGACAUCUUUUGGUUAGAUCAAAAUAAUUUAUCUGAUCAAGAAGACAUACAACAGAUCAAUGACCUGGCUGAUAUUGCCCGCUGCGUGGCAGGGACUGAUCUUUUAGAAGAAGGUUCCCAUGAGUUGUUACUUGCUUGUUUGCAUGACCUGCAAGAGAUUUUGCAACAUAGCAAGUAUAAAGCACUACUAGUGGAUACCUUUGGUGGCCGAAUUGGAAGCCUCCUGAGAGAGAAAUAUAUACUUGCUUGCGAUCAAGUGGAUAAAAUUGAUGAUAUUGGAUGUCCAGAAAGCGCCAGAUCCUUGCUGGACAGUGCAUCUCAGAGUAGCACGACAUCAACUCCUUCACAUCCUGCACAUAAAGAACGUACAAGCAUUGAUGACUUUGACAUUAUCAAACCAAUCAGCAGAGGAGCCUAUGGGAAAGUCUUUCUUGCUAGAAAACGAGCUACAGGGGAUCUGUUUGCGAUUAAGGUACUCAAGAAACUGGAUAUGUUAAGGAAGAAUGAUAUCGAUCGGAUAUUAGCCGAGCGCAAUAUAUUAAUCGCUGUUCGAAACCCUUUUGUGGUUCGAUUUUUUUACUCAUUUACCAGUACAGACAACCUCUAUUUGGUCAUGGAAUAUCUCAACGGCGGAGAUUUGUUUUCUCUGCUAAAAAAGGUCGGUUGCCUUGAGGAAGCUGUUGCUCGUACCUACAUUGCUGAAUUGGUACUUGCAUUGGAAUACCUUCAUUCUCUUGGAAUAAUACAUCGUGAUCUGAAACCAGACAAUAUAUUAAUUGCCCAUGAUGGGCAUAUUAAGCUUACCGACUUUGGAUUGUCAAAAAUUGGCCUGAUGAAUUGCACCACUGAGCUGUCCACCCAAGAGGCUGAAAAAAAUUACGUUUUAGAUACAAAUGGUCAGCUCAAUACUGAUACAGCGGACAGUCACCGGUCAGCUGUUGGUACCCCAGACUACUUGGCACCUGAAAUUCUUCUUGGAUCAGAGCAUGGUUAUGCUGCAGAUUGGUGGUCCGUGGGGAUAAUCUUAUUUGAAUUUAUAACUGGAGUUCCUCCUUUCAAUGCAGAACAUCCAGAGAACAUUUUUGACAACAUUCUUAACAGAAAAAUUCCGUGGCCAUCCGUUCCUACUGAAAUGUCUUAUGACACCCAAAAUCUGAUUGACAGGCUUCUUGUUCACGAUCCAGAUGGGCGCCUCGGAGCAAAAGGAGCAUCAGAGGUAAAAGCACAUUCCUUUUUCUCGGGAGUGGAUUGGGACAAUCUUACCUUACAAAAGGCUGCAUUUGUACCACAACCCGAGAGUAUUGACGACACAAGCUAUUUUGUAUCCCGAUAUAAUUCAGCUGGAAUGGAAGUUGACGAAGCUUCUGUUAGUUCAGAUUCUCACAGUUCAGAGUUGCACAUAAAUUCUGGACCAGAAAAGAUGGAUGAAUGUGGCGAUCUUGCCGAGUUUAAUUCUUCACCUAUUGAUCUUUCGUUGAUAAAUUUCUCUUUCAAGGUAUGUGUGGCAAGCUCCUUCUUUCACAUUGCAGUUCUGAGAUUUAUCGAGCCCGGUAUUGUUAUUUAUUGUCACAACCCUCCCCGUAUCAGGAUUGGGUAA
Molecule: messenger RNA, 3697 nt
Organism: Erythranthe guttata (spotted monkey flower)
Lineage: Eukaryota; Viridiplantae; Streptophyta; Magnoliopsida; Lamiales; Phrymaceae
Source: RefSeq, a predicted model, not a curated record